GGUAGCACUAGUCGCAAACUUCAAACCACGGUGUUGGCACCUCUGCGACCGUAUUUUUCCGCCAACAGGUGGUUGUUAAAUGGUAACUAAAUAACACUUUUUAAAAUUUACACGGACUGUUCCAACAAUGUCUGAACAAAAAACCCCCACAAAACCGUGCUUCGUCGUCCUGGAGCCCAUAACCCCAAAGGUAAAUAGCGAAUUCAGCGCCGAGCUUAAAAGAGCAAUCAACGAAAAAAAUUUGCUAACGACCAAAACUCGGAAACGUGUAACGGCAGCACUGGAGGAAAUCGAGCAGGAGAAUCAAGAAUGCACCCGGAAGACAAAAAAAGAGAAAAUUCUGAGCGAAAUACUCGAAUCGGAGGAGAAUUACAUCCGGCAAUUGGAGGUUAUAAUGCAAUUUUUUAUUAAACCGACGCAGGAAAAGGAGUUGUUGAAGCCGGCAGAUUUUGACAUUUUAUUCAGGGACUUGACUUCCAUUUAUAAUAUUAACAAGAAGCUGUUGGAGGAGCUGCACAACUCGAACAAUAAUGUGGCCAAAGCGUUCACCAAGCUUGCUCCGUUUUUCAAGAGCUAUUCGUUUUAUGCGUCGGGAUUUAAGAGGAGUUUGGAAUUUCUACAGAACUGCCACCGAGAUAACCCAAAGUUUGAAAAAUUUCUGGAGAGUCAAGAGACACGCCCAGAGGUGCAGUCCAAGCUUUCAGCGCUUCUAAUCGUGCCAAUACAGCGUGUGCCGCGAUAUAAGCUACUUCUGACUUCUCUAUUCAAUCUGACUUCUCCAGCUGAGCCAGACUAUAACAGUCUCUUAGACUCUCUAAAAAAAGUAGAAAACGCAGCUGAUCAUAUUAACAAAAUCAUCAAAGACCAUGAACACAUGCAACGACUGAUUGAACUGCAGAGGUGUUUACAACAUGGCGAGCCCAGUGUAAUCACUCCAGGACGGUUUUUAAUAAAAGAAGGCCCUUUGUCGCGCCUUAUCAACAAAUCUAGUCACAGUCAAAGAAUGCACGUGGUUUUAAUGAAUGACAUCAUCAUGUUUUGCAAAAUGAAAAAAGAUGAGUUAAAACUAAAUUCUUUGAAAUGUUGUGGCAUUUAUCCACUGAGUAAAUGCAAAGUAAAGACAGUCCAUGACAAAGGUGCGUUUAAAGUGGUGUGCCAGGAUGAGGAAAUGGUCUUGUAUGAUAACAGUUACUCAGACACUAUAAAGUGGGUGGAUGAAAUUGAAGCAGCUAUUGAAAAUUUAAUUAAUGAUAGGAAAACACUUAGAAAAGAAAGUACAGUUAGGAGACCUGUGAAGAGAAAAGAUGUGGGUGAAUACAAUGAAGUUGGGUUGAGCCCUGGUACAAAAUUGAGAAAGAGAAAAACCGCUUUUGUGGAGCAAAAUGAUGUCAGUAGACCUGUGAUGCUGGCGAAAAGGAGGCCACUCAGGACCACCUUCAGUCUUCCAAAUAGUGCAGAAAAUGGAAACUGCACUCCUUCAUUUCUCAUUACAUUAAAACCGCCAGAAAUGAGAGAGUUCAAAGAAAAUCAGAUUAAUGAAAGAUUUGAUGAUUUUCCAUCAAGACAGGAUGCUAGUGUUUCAAGAGACUUGUUCGUUUUUGGGCAACCACACCCUGAUAGAGGUUUCUCCUUUAAAAUGAACCAGUGGUUGUGUGGGAUUGGCUCAUCAGUGAAAAAAUUUUUUGGUUUUAAGUAGGUUGUUUAUGGAGCUGUGUAUAAUUGUCCAAUACUUUAUUACAUCACCUAUGUACAAAUUAUGUAUGAUUUGAUACAAUUUGAAUAUCAAAAACUAGUUACUAAUUCAGCGUCAGAAUGUUGUAAAAUUCAUACGAUUUUAAGUUUUUUGGCAUGACUAUGAAUUGAGAGAGCGAAUUUUGAGUUUUAUACAUUUUUAUAUACACA
Zophobas morio is the source of this 1902-nucleotide messenger RNA. It is a transcript of the gene RhoGEF4, whose product is annotated as putative protein tag-52. Gene Ontology annotation, molecular function: guanyl-nucleotide exchange factor activity. The transcript has 4 exons. Gene Ontology annotation, cellular component: cytoplasm. The record is from RefSeq and is a predicted model, not a curated record. Lineage: Eukaryota; Metazoa; Arthropoda; Insecta; Coleoptera; Tenebrionidae. Bases 128 to 1696 code for a protein of 522 amino acids.